Nerophis ophidion (straightnose pipefish) is the source of this 3420-nucleotide messenger RNA. RefSeq names its product FMR1 autosomal homolog 1 (gene fxr1). Bases 96 to 2153 code for a protein of 685 amino acids. The record is from RefSeq and is a predicted model, not a curated record. Lineage: Eukaryota; Metazoa; Chordata; Actinopteri; Syngnathiformes; Syngnathidae. Gene Ontology annotation, cellular component: dendritic spine neck; dendritic spine; axon. Gene Ontology annotation, molecular function: translation regulator activity; protein homodimerization activity; mRNA 3'-UTR binding. Gene Ontology annotation, biological process: regulation of mRNA stability; central nervous system development; regulation of translation at postsynapse, modulating synaptic transmission. The transcript is spliced from 18 exons.
GUAGUAAAAGUGCUGCCAAAGAGCAAGGAGGUGAAAUAAACCUCGUUGGCGCUUUAAGCGGCACCUGUCGUCCCAGCAUCCUUUGCGCGUCCAACAUGGAGGAACUGGAGGUGGAGGUCCGAGGCUCCAACGGAGCUUAUUACAAGGGCUUAGUGAAAGAUAUUCACAAUGAUUCACUCACCAUUGCUUUUGAGAACAAUUGGCAACCAGAACGCCAAGUGCCCUUCACUGAUGUCAGGAUGCCUCCUCCUGCUGAUGCCCCAAAAGAGAUUAAGGAGGGUGAGGAGGUGGAGAUCCUCUCCAGGGCCAAUGACCAAGAGCCUUGUGGUUGGUGGCUGGCUAAAGUCUGCAUGAUGAAAGGAGAUUUCUAUGUGAUUGAGUAUGCAGCCUGUGAUGCAACCUACAAUGAGAUUGUGACCUUUGAGCGCCUUCGCCCAGUCAACACUAACAAGGCAAUCAUGGAGAAUUACUUUCACAAGUGCAGUAUCCCUGUUCCCCAAGAUCUACAAGAGGCGUGCCAGAGUGAUAAUGCCCAUAAAGAAUUUAAAAGGGCUGUGGAAGCCUGUCAAGUGUCAUACUGUCCUGAGACCAGUGAGCUCAUCAUUGUGUCCACCAAUGAGUCAACAGUGAAGCGUGUGUCUUUGCUGAGUGACAUGCAUCUCCGCAGCCUCAGAACUAAGCUUCUGCUAAUGUCUCGCAACCAGGAAGCCACCAAACACCUUGAGAACUCCAGACACCUGGUGUCGUCCUUCCAGGAGGAAUUUACGGUGAGACCAGAUUUGAUGGGACUGGCCAUUGGUAGCCAUGGCAGUAACAUUCAGCAAGCACGGAAAGUUCCAGGCGUCACCGCUAUUGAUUUGGAUGAAGAGACUGCUACCUUUAGAAUUUAUGGAGAGACAGCGGAAGCAGUGAAAAAGGCAAGGAACUUUCUCGAAUUUCUGGAGGAUUCUGUCCAAGUACCAAGAAGCCUUGUUGGUAAAGUCAUUGGUAAGAAUGGCAAAGUAAUUCAGGAGCUUGUGGACAAGUCUGGAGUGGUGAGGGUCAAGAUAGAAGGAGACAAAGACAACAAGCAACCUCGGCAAGAAUUGACACAGGGAAUGGUCCCCUUUACCUUUGUCGGUACGAGGGAGAGUAUUGGAAAUGUUCAGGUUUUGUUGGAGUACCACAUCUCUUAUCUCAAUGAGGUUGAACAGCUUCGUCUUGAACGGAUGCAGAUUGAUGAACAGUUGCGUCAGCUCACUCAGGGCCACCGGACAACAGACAGGGAAAGAGGGGAGCGAGCGGAGCGAGGAGGAAGGGGAAAUAACACGGAUGGCAGUGCCAAUGCUUCAUCUUCAACGCCGCAUGUCGGUCGCUCCUAUAACAGUCGGGGCCGUGGACGCAGGGGCAACAACUACAGCACGGGCUACGGCACCAACUCCGAGCAGUCCAACGCCUCUGAGACUGACUCUGAGCGUCGAGAUGAGCUCAGUGACUGGUCUUUGGCUGGGGAGGAUCAGAACAGGGAAAGGGAAAGAGGGCCACGUCCACAAAGAGAUAGUCGCAGGCGGCCUGGACCUGGCAGAGGACGAGGGGGACGAGGAAGAGGAGGAUACAGUAACAGCUCAGCAGGGCCCCGGGAUGACAACGGUGCCUACGUCGUCUCGGAGACCAACACAGAGACAGACCAGACGGCCGACACCGAUGCGAGCGAUUCUAACUUGCUUGUCAACCGCCGGCGAAGAUCUCGACGACGUAAAACAGAUGAGGACGCCACAAUGAUGGAUGGAAUGAGCGAGUCUGACAACGCUUCAAUGAGUGAAAACGGAAUUGAUGACUCUGAAGCGCUGCCUCAACGCCGUAACCGUAGUCGACGACGUCGUAUUCGCUUGCCUGAAGAGAGGCAGCCAGUGACAGUGGCUGACUUCAUGUCCCGAGCCGACUCUCAGAGCAGACUGAUCUCGACCAAGGAAACUAAGAAAAACACGGAUGAGGUUCAGGCGAAUGCCACAGCCGAGCACGGCCCAGAAGUUGUCUCGACCACCACCAACGGUUCCAACGGCGCUGCAGAAAAUGGCGACACUGCCCCAGACGUCUCCGCCGAGGGCUCCAACAAUGUCGACCCUGACCUCCAAUCUGCUGUAAACGGUCUCUCUUUGUCAGACCCAAGCUAAAGAAUAUAAUUGAAAAUAUUUUGGAGUCUCAGUCACGUGAGUAAGUCUCAGAUGUUAAGAUUGCAGCAAGAACUGUUUUUUUUUUUGUUUUUUUUUUUACAUUAGGGAAAUUUGAAACCUGUUUCACUGUGCACAUUUUAGUGGUCUGUACUUGCACCACCUCUUUACACACUCCUGUCCGACUAUCCAUGCAGUUAAGUCUAUUUCUUCUAGCAGCUCUUCCUGUACAAGCUUGCCAAAGAUAGUCUAACACACAAGACUAUGGAAAUGUUCAUUUUCAGUCCAAGGAAUGAGUGUGAACUUAGUAUUUCAAAUAGUCAGGGAUUCCACUCAAGCCCAUACUGCGGUAUUGACGCUCCUUCUUUUUUGUAAAGGUUUCGGGACAUGAAGACGCUUCCAAAACACGUUCGGAAUAUUGUGCAUCUGAAGUACUUCACUGUUUGUCUGCAUGGGCAGUACCACAAUGCAGCUGGGUUUAUCGGAAGCCCCUGUAUGCUUGACGUUGACGUGAUCAGCUGUUGUGCCUUGAGGAUAGUUUCAAACCUGAUGCGCACAAUAUCUGAAAGCUUUUGGCUUGGUUUCAGUCGUUGAUGCUCGCUCGCCGCAGUCGGACCAGACGGCUCGUUUUUAAACGCUCGCUCGAGGGCUGGCGAACGCAACCACUGAAAAGAGCUGUAAAAAUACUUUCAGAGGCAUAUCUUUUAAAAGUCAGGUGUGACUGUUCUAAAUGUUUGUUAUCCUUUAUAUACUAAUAAGUUUGACGUAGCUGCUUUCUCUUUUUCUAUAUGCAACCACUUUGUCCACCAGGAAAUGUUAAGAAAAAAAAACGGAGGGUUGUUUCCUUUGCACUGAAAUGUAUUUUUCUGUCAAGAGGCAAAUGUGUUCAGAACCCGCCUUGUUCCUGUUUCGGUUCUGAACAGAGGUGUAGCGAACAAGUACGGUGUCAUGAUUUUAGUUUGGCUGGAAACCGGUGACGACUUUUCCACAAAGGAAGGUUUAUUUAUUUUAUGUACAGUAUUUAAAAAAAAGACAAAACUAAACAAAAGGCAACGUUUAACUUGACACUAAAAGCAACAUCAUGAAAGGCUUUGGCACAAAUGACAAAUUUGGACUACUAAAAGUUGCGCCAGCUCAAGUUUUUCCUGUUGGGUCGACAACAGUAUUUGUUUUUUUUCUAAAUGAUCAUUCUGUUUGGUUGAUGUGCAAUAUGUUUUGUAUGCAGGUAGUUCUUAAAUAAAUAGGAUCUUCCGUGUAGAUCUAAAAGCUG